AAUCAUGAAUACAAUAAAUACGAGGCAACACCUAUAAAAGCCAUGAGCGUUUUCGCCGAACAGCCAUCAAUUUCCAUUUAUUAGCUUUUCACCCUAAUCCUCGGCUCUGGCCCAAGGGCCUGCUAUCAAUUUGGUCCUACCAUCGUCUCUCUGCUCUCCCUGCCCAGACUCUCGCUGCAUCUAUCACUAAUCAACCGUGUGUACCUUCACUCCCUCUCCGCUCUUUAAGCAUCUAUUACAAACACGUUUUCGAGAUAUAAGGUAAUGGCGACUAUGUCCGUGCCCCAUGAUCCGGAGAAGGUUGAAGAAGAGUUUGUACUACUCGACCUGAAUGCUGUUUCUGAACAAGUUGAAAUCCAACCAAAUGCACCAUAUGUCCUAUCUGGUUUGGACACCUUGAACCCUACAUUGAUUAUUAACAACAAAUUGAAACUGGUAGGAGAGUAUGUAGAAACAAUUGGGACAUGCCUGGUCUUUAGCGAAAGUGAUGCCACUCCGGUGGUCCAUGUGGAGACGGGACCUUCUGAAGCAAACCUUUUCUCAGGCGCAUGCAUAAUCGACCCCAAUCAAGCUUCAAGCAAGCAAGUCAAGCCAGUAGCUCAGCUACAAAAAAUACUCAAGUUCAGGUUAGCCGAAGAAGUUGAUUGCAGAUACUUAACAGCAGAUCGGAAUGCUAUUGCAAGAGAAAUGAAUGACCGUAGCACAAGAACAAAAAUUCAAUAUGACCACAUGCAGGGCACUUCGUAGUUUUUCCUAUCAAAAUUGGUUGUACAUGAAGCAAAUCAGUUCGGUUUAUAUGUUCGCUUUGAUUUAAGCAAGGGUGGUAUGUAAAAAGCUGAUAUCCACAAGGCUUGUGAUGAAGGGCAAUAUAAUAGGGUGUUUGGUUUAACUUAAAAUGGUGUUUACUGUUUAUCAGUUCGAAAUUAUUUAUAAGUAAAAAGUAAUUUUUAAUUUA
This is a messenger RNA of Daucus carota subsp. sativus, 955 nucleotides long. RefSeq lists its product as uncharacterized. Gene Ontology annotation, biological process: transcription by RNA polymerase III. Bases 265 to 747 code for a protein of 160 amino acids. The record is from RefSeq and is a predicted model, not a curated record. Lineage: Eukaryota; Viridiplantae; Streptophyta; Magnoliopsida; Apiales; Apiaceae. Gene Ontology annotation, cellular component: transcription factor TFIIIC complex. The transcript has 5 exons.